AUGGUGUUAUCUCUCAGAAGGUACUUGAAUAGCUCUUGCAGGACACCGCUAUUAUACUUCACCACGAGAAAACAUGUGCCAACUCUCGUAUUCGGUAUACUAGCGGCUCUCCUUGCUAGUUUCGUCACACCUAUCUUUUCUGUCAUCCUUGGUGAAAUAUUCAAUUGCUUCACCCAAUACGGUGGUGGAGCCAUCACUGGUGAUGUUCUGAUCGAACGAGUAUCCGCAUAUUGUCUGAGACUGGUUGGACUAGGUGCGAUUGGUUGGCUCUGCAACAGUAUUUACUUCAUUCUCUUCGUGGCCUUUGGCGAACUACAGGCUGCGAAUUCCCGCGACAGACUCUUUGGAGAGUUGCUGAAAAAAGACCAACGAUGGUUCGAAGCACGGGAGGAAGGUACUCGAACUUUUCUGGGGUGUGUUCAAAUCCAAAUACAGGAACUGCAGAUGGCGACUUCGCACCCUUUGGGACUUGUGUUGCAAUAUUCCUUUCGAACCAUUAUCUCCUUGGCCUUAGCCUUCUAUACGUCGUGGAAACUCUCGUUGGUAAUUCUUGCAGGAAUUCCAAUCGUUUUGGCCAUAGUGCCUUUCCUCUCACCCAAAAUCGAAGCAAACAUUGAGGCGCAGAAGGAAGAGCUAACGAAAGCUUCCAAGAUAGUCAAUAUUGCAGUGGCAUCUAUUGAUACUGUCAAGUGCCUUAAUGGACAGAGCAUUGAGCUGAGAAAUUACGUUUCCAGGAUUGAUAAGGCGACUACAAAGUAUCUCAUACAAGCAUGUUUCAGCUCCGUUCAGAUAUCAAUUAUACGAUUCAUGAUGUUUGGCAUGUUCGUCCAGGGGUUUUGGUAUGGUAGCACUCUUGUGCACUCCGGAAAUCUGCUAGCAGGGAAUGUUUUGAGAACUUUUUGGGCUUGCUCUACAGCCGCGCAAUCAGUGGAAGCCCUAUUACCGCAAGUUAUUGUUCUCCAGAAGGGGAAAGUCGCCGCUUCUGCUCUACAAAAGAUUCUAGAUGACCGCACAGAUGAUGCGCCUACAAGGGAAAUGCAGGGCGCACUAUAUCCAAGCCAUUGUGAAGGCGACAUUGAAGUGACCAAUCUAUCGUUUUGCUACCCCUCUCAACCAAAUCGCCUGAGCCUAAACUCUGCAAGUUUCUUUUUCCCUGCUGGGGCAACAACUUUCAUCAUUGGUAAAAGCGGUUCUGGAAAAAGCACGCUCGGGCAGCUGCUCACUGGAUUCUAUUUACCGACAUCUGGAGAGAUACUCAUUGACGGCAAUCCCAUACAAACGCUGCGCGUUAACUGGAUCCGGAACAACGUCACGUACGUUGAGCAACGGAGCAUUCUCUUUAAUGAAUCGAUUCUCAAAAACAUUGCUUUCGGGAGACGUGACUAUGAAGACAUUCAGAAAGCUGAUGUGGAGGAAUCGAUUAGCCUGGCUAUGCUCAAGGGCACGAUUGAGAGCCUGCCGAAUGGGAUCGACACAUGUGUUGGAGACGGAGGUAGUUUUCUCAGCGGAGGUCAAAGGCAGAGAGUCGCAAUUGCAAGAGCCAGACUGAGGGAUACCCCAAUACUUAUUAUGGAUGAACCAACUAGUGCCCUGGAUGGCACAAAUCGAGUUGAAGUUAUCAACGCACUCCGGGAGUGGCGUAAAAACAAGACAACGAUAAUUAUUACUCAUGACAUGUCUCAUAUCAGGGACUGUGACUUUGUUUAUGUUUUGGAUCAUGGAUCGGUUCUGCAAUCUGGGUAUAAACAUGAGCUGAAGUACACCCAAAAAUGCGGAGAGUUUUUUGAUUCGCAUCAGAAGACUCAUUUUACGAGGGACGAAUUUCGGAAGCACUUUGGCGAGGAUGACGACCUGCUCUCGGACUCGGAUGCAUCUUCAACGUGCUCUACUGAGAAUUCCUAUGAUCAGAAUAAAGACAAGUUAUCUCGAACUCAUCACACAACCCCACCGCUACCACCUCCAAAAGCGUACCCUGGGAGAGUCCAGGCAAAAGCAAUGGCUGAACAGUUUACGAGCUCACUCGAGUAUGAUGGCUGGAGAGGCCGAGGCGAAGUCUAUCCUCCGAAUGUCCCAUUUGUGAAUCAGUUCGAAAUCCCAAUGGAGGAUCUUGAUCACACGCAAGGCAAGAGGUCGCAUAUGAAAACUCGUCGGCUAGAAAACCAAACAUCUCCUGCUGUUUAUCCUUCACGCCAGGUUAGGGACUCGGAUCACAAGAAAGUGACAUCGUCCUGGCGAAAAAGAAGGAUGAAUGCACACUUAAAACAUACCCAAUCACCACUGCGUCGAGCGCUGCAGACAGUACUGCCGAGCCUGACGUUGAAACAGCGUCUUUACCUGCUUGUCGCAACUUUCUGCACAUUAACACACGCCAGUGCUACUCCGAUGUUCUCAUUCUUCCUAUCUCAACUACUGCGUACAUUCUACAGUGAACACGACGACGGCAUGAAAUGGGCUCUGGCUGUCCUGGGUGUUUCGGUAUUUGACGCAUUCGCCACCUACUCAAUGCAUUACCUCCUAGAAUUAUGCGGUCAAAUCUGGAUUGAUAACCUUAGGAAAAGGGCAUUUGAGCGAGUAUUAGACCAACCUCGAGAAUGGUUUGAAGAGGAGCAAAAUAGCCCUUCCCAGAUAAGUACGUGUCUCUAUGAGAGCGGCGAGGAGGUCCGGAAUAUUCUCUCUCGUUUAGGAGGAUUUGUUCUAGUCGCUGCCUCAGUGACACUUAUGGCGGUUAUCUGGAGCCUGGCAAUUUGCUGGAAACUAACUUUUGUUGCGCUGGCCUGUGGUCCAGUCAUCUAUGCGAUUACUCGCGGGUUCGAGCGGACCAGCGGGAUAUGGGAUCAACGGUGUACUGAAGCUAGAACGACAAUAUCCAAUGUCUUCGUCGAGACAUUCUGUGAGAUACGCACAGUGCGGAGUCUGACACUCGAGCAUUACUUUCACCGAAAAUAUUUAAAGGCAGCGUCUAAGUGUUUGACAGUAGGGUUCAGGAAGGCAAUCUAUACUGGUCUUCUGUUUGGCCUAGUAGAGUCUACGAUUUCAUUCGUCAGCGCAUUAAUUUUCUACUAUGGCGCAGCGUUAGUGAAAUACCAAGAAUUCACUGUCGGGAACAUCAUGACCGUCUUCUCGGUUCUCCUGUUCAGCAUUUCAUACGCAAGUACCGUUGUGUCGUGGAUUCCCCAGAUCAGCUCCUCCCGCGAAAUGGCAAAGCGACUUUUACGCCUCGUCGACCUCCCAAAAGGCGCCUCCCACGAGCAUCUAGGACAAACAAAAAUCUCUAGAGCAGGAGCAGUGAAAAUCGCGCGGUUGAAUUUCGAAUACCCGUCACGACCGAAUGCCCCCGUUCUCCGGGAUGUCUCUCUCUCCAUCCCCACGGGCUCCUGCACCGCUAUCGUCGGACGUUCGGGCUCAGGCAAAUCAACCAUCGCCUCCCUCCUUCUCAAUCUCUACGAAACGCCUCGUUCUCGAUAUCCUCCAGAUACAUUCUCGCCCACAAUCUCCUUCGGUGGGAUCGAUAUCCACCAGCUACACACGCCCACGCUCCGCUCACUUAUCGCAGUCGUCGCACAACAGCCGACGAUAUUCCCCGGCACGAUCCAAGAUAACAUCAGCUACGGACUACCGAGCGACUCUCAUCUCAACACGCUGCAUAGUGUACGAGGUGCGGCAAAAGCAGCCGGGAUUGACGAAUUCAUCAUGUCUCUCCCCGACGGUUACUUGACUGUUAUUGGGGACGGAGGGGUGGGGUUCUCGGGAGGACAGGCGCAGAGACUUGUAAUUGCGCGGGCUCUUGUGCGACGGCCUCAGAUCUUGAUCCUGGACGAGGCAACUUCCAGUCUCGAUCCGAAGGGCGCAGAUCUUAUCAAGGAGACAGUGAGGGGCCUUGUUUCGACGAGGCAGGGCCUUACGGUUAUUAUUAUUACGCAUGCACGCAAGAUGAUGGAGCUCGCAGAUAAGGUCAUUGUUCUGGACCAGGGGCGUAUUGUCGAAGAGGGACCAUACAGAGCCCUAUCGAGAAAGCAUGGGGGGAAAUUAAGGGCUCUUAUUGAGCAUCCAACCGAGGAGACGUGA
Messenger RNA from Aspergillus ochraceoroseus IBT 24754, 4065 nucleotides. Its product is annotated as ABC transporter ATP-binding protein. The transcript has 5 exons. Gene Ontology annotation, molecular function: ATP binding; ATP hydrolysis activity; ABC-type oligopeptide transporter activity. The coding region runs from base 1 to 4065 and encodes 1354 amino acids. The record is from RefSeq and is a predicted model, not a curated record. Gene Ontology annotation, biological process: transmembrane transport. NCBI's taxonomy places the organism in Eukaryota, Fungi, Ascomycota, Eurotiomycetes, Eurotiales, Aspergillaceae. Gene Ontology annotation, cellular component: membrane.